UCGGCAUGGUAUUAGAGGAGUAUACAAAAAAGAGAGAAUACGAGAGAGAGCAUUCCGUUCUCACUUCUCACCCGUUUGUCUACGCCUGUAUUGGGCAGUUUGGCAAAGGAGUUUUCCUGCGACAUAUCUCCUCCACUGCUUUUUUUUUUUUUUUUUUUGGUUUUUGUUUUUUGUUUUUUCUUUUUUGCCACAGCUGUGUCGUAGGUUCUGCUGAGAGAGAGAGAGAGAGAGAGAGAGAGAGAGAGAGAGAGAUUUUCGUUGCAGACAAGCACCAAAAUACUGGUCUUAGAUGGAGAGAGAUGGUGUGUAAUCGUUGGCUGCUGCUACUAUCUAUUGAAACAAUCGCCAUAAAAGGAUAAAAGCAAGAGCAGCUUUUCAAAGGAAAAGAAGAAGCAUCAUGUGGGAUCUGAACGACUCCCCCGACCAAAGGAGAGACGAACCUACCACCACAGCUUCACCCUCUGACGCCUGCUCUUUCGAGAAGCCCUUCCUCGACGACCCCGACGGAGAUUACAACGCUCCCAAACCCAUCGCCUCCGUUUCCAACGACAAUUCCAGCUCCUCUGCCGUCGUCAUCGAAGCAUCCGACCAUGAGGAAGAUAACGAAGGGCGCAGGAAUAGGAGCAGCAAGAUCUUCGGGUUCUUUGUAUCAGCCCAAGAUAGCGAAGGCGACGGCAAGAUCGUUACUCGCCAGUUCUUUCCCACAGAGAAGAAGGAUGCCACGUCGACACAGGCAGCCAGCGACCCGCUUCCUUUCCCUCGGGCUCAUUGGGUUGGGGUCAAAUUCUGCCAGUCCAAGGAGCCGAUUGAGGCUGGAAAAGCUACCGAUGUCUUGCCGGCGCAGCACCAACAGCAGCAGCAGCCCAUGAAGAAGAGCCGGCGCGGGCCACGGUCAAGAAGCUCUCAGUACCGUGGCGUUACGUUCUACCGCAGAACUGGCCGAUGGGAAUCCCAUAUAUGGGAUUGUGGAAAGCAAGUCUAUUUGGGGGGAUUUGACACUGCCCAUGCAGCUGCUCGCGCGUAUGACAGAGCGGCUAUCAAGUUCCGUGGAGUCGAUGCUGAUAUCAAUUUCAGCUUGGAUGAUUAUGAGGAUGAUUUGAAACAGAUGAGCAAUUUAACUAAGGAGGAAUUUGUUCAUGUACUCCGUCGCCAAAGCACCGGAUUUCCGAGAGGCAGCUCCAAAUUCAGAGGUGUUACCUUGCAUAAAUGUGGAAGAUGGGAGGCUAGAAUGGGACAGUUCUUGGGCAAAAAAUAUGUUUACUUGGGCCUUUUCGACUCUGAAAUUGAAGCCGCCAGGGCUUAUGAUAAGGCUGCAAUAAAGUGUAAUGGAAGGGAAGCUGUAACGAAUUUUGAUCCCAGUAUUUAUGAAAAUGAGAUCAGUUCAAUGAGUAGCAAUGUUGAUCACAAUCUCGAUUUGAGUCUUGGGAGUUCAGCCUCGAAGAAUGGUAGUUUUGAAUCAGAGGAUGCAGAGAGAUCAAGCAUGUCAGAUCAGCAAACACUGGGCCUGUUCGAAAUGGAUUGGAGAAUGGGGGGUCAGAGCAUCAAGUCAAGGUUUGAUGACAAAUUGAAGCUGCCAAGCAAUGAUCUGCACCGACAUGUUUUAGAGGGGCGGGAUGAGAGUGAUGGUCGGUCCUGGCCCAAUCACACUCAUCUCCAACCUCCGGCCCCACUGAAGAUUGAUGAUAUUCAUACGCACACACAGUUCAAAAGAGCUGGAGAAGCCCCCAUGAUGCAUUUCAUACAGCAACAGUUCAAUCCUCCUUACCAGUUUCUUAGCAGCAGAAAGGGCGUAGGAGGGGGGCUUCCUCUGGCUAAUGGAGAACAACAACGACAACCCCAGCAACAACAACAGCAACACCUACACCCAAGGCAAUUGGGUUGGAACAGGAGCAACAGCAACUGGGCUUCUGCUCCUUCCCAACUGCUAGCAACCGCUGCAGCAUCAUCAGGAUUCCCAUCACCGCAGUUAGUGAAAACUCCGAGUUGGCUGCAGAAGAACGGGUUUCAAUCUCUGAUGAGACCCACCUGAUCCCUCGGAAUUUUCAGCUUUUUGCCAUUCAUCUCCCCUUAUUAUUUUUCCGUUUUUUCGCUCCAAAGGUUGUGGAUGUACGCAUGUAAGUUGACAUGAGCUCACACCUUAAUUUUAACAAUGUUCUCCAUGGCAUUUUAUUAUUACAAGUGAGAGAUCUGGAACUUUCAUCAA
Messenger RNA from Magnolia sinica, 2203 nucleotides. RefSeq names its product AP2-like ethylene-responsive transcription factor TOE3. The record is from RefSeq and is a predicted model, not a curated record. Gene Ontology annotation, biological process: regulation of DNA-templated transcription. Gene Ontology annotation, molecular function: DNA binding; DNA-binding transcription factor activity. The transcript has 10 exons. The coding region runs from base 398 to 2029 and encodes 543 amino acids. NCBI's taxonomy places the organism in Eukaryota, Viridiplantae, Streptophyta, Magnoliopsida, Magnoliales, Magnoliaceae.